CUCUAGAUAUUUAUCUCUGUGGAGUGAGAAAAUCAAUGGAGGCUGAUAAUUCUUCUUCUUUCGAGAGUAGCGAAAUGCAAGCGAUGUUCCUUGCAUCGACGCCGUUGUUAUCGGAAUCAUGGAAAUUCUGCAACCAUAUCAACACCGCCGCCGCUGCCGGAAGCUUCGUUGUUUCGCCGGCGGCAGCCGGAGAAGUGGUUUACGUAGCUUUCUCCGGCGUCCAGCUUGAUCAGACUUGUUUGAAUUUAGUCCCACUCGAUAACACCUUCACUGACGACCUAUUCUGCGCCCUUCAUCGCCGGGAUAAGCCGGCGAUGGUUCACGCUGGAUAUCUUCAUCUGUUCUUGAACCUAAUUCGUUGCCCUAAUUUUCAGAAUCAGAUAGGUGAAAUUCUGAAGAAAAGCAAGUCAAUAGUGUUCACAGGGCACUCCAUUGGAGGAGUAUUGGCCUCUCUCUCGGCCCUUUGGUUCCUCUCUUCCCUCCAAACCACAAAAUCCAAUAUGUCUGUCCUUUGUGUUACAUUCGGCUCGCCUUUUCUAGGAAACGAGACACUCUCCCGCGCCAUCCUAGAACAAAGAUGGGGAGGCAACUUCUGUCAUGUGGUAGCCAAACAAGACAUUAAUGUCCUUACGACCUUAAUUAGCAGCCAGAUCCAUUUUUCAUUAUGGCCUUUUGGAGGCUACAUGUUUUGUUCUAGACAAGGUGCCAUCUUCUUAGAAAAUGCCACCUCUGUCGUCAAGAUGAUACAUUUGAUGGUCAAGACAGUAGAUCACAACCUCGACCACGACCAGGACCAUCUCAAUUAUGGGGACUAUAUAGGGAAACUUUCAUUUCAGUUCUUGAGAAGGGAAGAUCGUUUCAUAGAAGAGGGGAAGUCCAGCUAUGAAACCGGCAUCAUAUUGGCUCUUCAAUCCUCAGAAAUCUCAAAUCAGGAAUUGUGCUUUGAAGAAGCGAAAGAUUGCUUGAGGACAGCAAGGACACUAGGCCGGGCUCCAAACAUGAACAUGGCAAAGUUAAGUAAUAAAUUGGCAGAAAUCACGCCAUUGAGAGCCCAGAUACAAUGGUAUAAAGAAAUAUGCGACAAGAAGGGCGAGAAGCUCGGGUAUUACGACACCUUCAAGCGAAGAGGGGACUCGAAAAAAGAAAUGAAAAUCAACAUGUGUCGACUAAGGCUAGGGGCAUUCUGGGACAAUGUGAUUAAGAUGGUGGAGAAUAAUAAACUUCCUUAUGACAUUCACAAGAGAGGAAAAUACGUAAUGGCGUCUCUGUUCUACAAACUUCUGGUGGAACCGUUAGACAUAGCUGAGUAUUAUCGAAGUGGGGAGCAUCGUGUAAACGGGAACUAUCUUCAGUAUGGAAGGGAAAGAAGGUACUUGAUCUUGGACAAGUGGUGGAAUGAUUUAAACGAUGGAGAGAUAAGGAAGUAUGAGAGGAGUACAUUUGCUAGCUUAACACAAGACAGUUGUUUCUGGGCGAAAGUGGAGGAAGCGAUUAAAUGGGUGUACUGUAUUAGGAACGAGAGCGACAAGAGUAAGCUUUACAGGUUGUGGGAGAAUCUAAAUGAAUUUGAAAAUUAUGCAAUGGGAAUGGUGGUGAGGAAAGAGGUGUCCAUAGAUGUGGUGCAAGCAAAUUCAAGUUAUAGUCUAUGGUUGAGAGAAUGGGGAGAAUUGAAAUCACAAUUCCAACCAUUUCAAAGCCAUUCAACGACUGCUUUCGAGCUCGAUGUAGCGAAUUGAAUCAAUCCUAGAUGUAUGUAAAAGUAAAAUAAAGACUCGAUUUAUAUAUAUAUAUAUAUAGCAUACAUACCUCAUGUGGGAUUGAAGGAAUGAAGAACUUGUUCCAAGAGUGAUCUUGUAUAUGCAUCUAAUGGUGAUUCUGGUUUGUCAGAAUGAGAAAUGUUUAGGAGAUGAAGCUUCUUGGAUGAAACAAAUGCUGCUGAAAAUAUUCUCUUCAUUCCACCUCUUGUGCUGUCAAGUUUGUAUUCAAACUCGUAUACUUUUAUAUCUUCCAUUCCUGAUCUCUCAGAAUAAGCAAUUACUUGAGCAUCUUUCGUA
Messenger RNA from Impatiens glandulifera, 2054 nucleotides. RefSeq names its product lipase-like PAD4. The coding region runs from base 36 to 1736 and encodes 566 amino acids. Lineage: Eukaryota; Viridiplantae; Streptophyta; Magnoliopsida; Ericales; Balsaminaceae. The record is from RefSeq and is a predicted model, not a curated record. Gene Ontology annotation, biological process: lipid metabolic process. The transcript is spliced from 4 exons.